Messenger RNA from Malassezia globosa CBS 7966, 1611 nucleotides. RefSeq lists its product as uncharacterized. The record is from RefSeq and is a predicted model, not a curated record. Gene Ontology annotation, molecular function: transcription cis-regulatory region binding; protein binding. The transcript has a single exon. NCBI's taxonomy places the organism in Eukaryota, Fungi, Basidiomycota, Malasseziomycetes, Malasseziales, Malasseziaceae. Bases 1 to 1611 code for a protein of 536 amino acids. Gene Ontology annotation, cellular component: Set1C/COMPASS complex.
AUGGAAUCGCGGAACAAAGGCCACGCACAUGGCCAUGUGCUAGAUGAAACACCAGAUGCACGGACAGAUCCCCGAUUAGCUGUGAUCCACGAUCAACAAGGCAAUGCGGAAGAGAGCCACAUAAUCACGGCUUCCGAGUCCCCCGGCUCCAAGCAUGCUUCAACCAAGCUGCCGGACCCAUGGGCACUACGAGACUCGCCGACGCCGUUGUCGCCAGAGGCGCCGGCAGCUCCUGCGGCGGAGCAGCCGUCACUCCGCGUACCUGUGGGAUUUCGUGGGCCGCAGCCCCACGAGGAUGAUGCGCAAGAUACAGCACCUGCGCCCACGUGGAUACCAUAUGCUUCUAGCGUUGGCGCCCUUGGCACUGUACCGAAUGUACCGAUGAACAAAAAUGGAUGGCGAUAUGUAGCGGCUGGUCCAGCUGCACAUCGCCUCCCACGCACUGUCUACCGAGCAAUAGACAUGGCACCUGCGUGUGUGCACUGGUCAUGGCAGGACCGCAGUGCGUUUACACGCAUUAGUCACGACGCAUCGAUCGUCGGCACGGACAAAGGAUACCGCAGUGCACGUACGAAUGUCGGCGUGCGGCACGGCGCGUGGUACGUCGAAGUCGAGGUGCUCUCUCCGGAUGCAUCAAGUGAGCCUGCGACUCCUAUGCGAGAUGGUGCGCAUGUCCGUGUAGGCUGGGCACGUCGUGAGGCGUCGCUCAAUGCACCUGUUGGCUGCGACGCGUACAGCUACGGUUUUCGCGAUCAAAAUGGCGCUUGUGUGACACAGUCACGCCUUGUUUCAUUCGGACGUGCAUUCGGCCCAGGGGAUGUGGUCGGCAUGUACAUUCGCUUGCCCGACAGAGAUGCGCCGUUGCCUCGUGGAACGGAGCAUGGUAUAGCACAGAAACGCAUUCCCAUCCGCUACAAAGGUCAGUUGUAUUUUGAGAGCCUGGAAUAUGCACCGACACGUGAAAUGGAAGCUCUGAUGGACGAGCAGCGGCGCACGGGUGCCGUAUGGACAAGUGAGCCGCGUGCACGAGCUGGUGUCACCACUACGGUCGGAGCAGGCGGACCCACGGGUGCCGGACCAAGUUCGGCAGGUCCCUCAGCACGAGGAGGAGCUGCGGCACAAGCAGGCAGUCCAGGUUCGGCUGCUGCGGCGAUUCCACGGCUCGAAGAUAGCUGCAUUGGGUUUGUCGUCAAUGGCGAACCACAGGGAAUUGCGUUCGUCGAUAUGUAUGAUUUCCGGCCCCCCGCAUCCCGUGCACAUAACAAGAAACGUAAAGAGAACCAAGGGAUCACGCCCAACACAAGUGCAAGCACCGUCAUCAAAAGCCGACAAAAUACUAUGGACGAUGGCAUGCUUGGCUACUAUUGCAUGGCAUCCAUGUACGGUGGUGCUCGGGUCCGCCUCAUUACGUCGAAUUUCAAGUUCCCGCCGCCAGCUGAUCUAGAGGAUUCAUUAUGGCGUGCGGGCGCAGCGCCCAAUAUUCGACACCACCGACAGCAUGCAGCACCAGCAUGGCGCCCACUAGCAGAAAGAUACGCUGAAGCAUGGACGGAGGCGAUGUUCCUCGAUGAGCAAGAGGAUCAACGUGUAGCAUCGACUGAUGGGACAUAG